Daphnia magna is the source of this 3256-nucleotide messenger RNA. It is a transcript of the gene AP-1-2beta, whose product is annotated as AP-1 complex subunit beta-1. The coding region runs from base 222 to 3005 and encodes 927 amino acids. NCBI's taxonomy places the organism in Eukaryota, Metazoa, Arthropoda, Branchiopoda, Diplostraca, Daphniidae. Gene Ontology annotation, biological process: vesicle-mediated transport; intracellular protein transport. The record is from RefSeq and is a predicted model, not a curated record. The transcript has 10 exons. Gene Ontology annotation, cellular component: clathrin adaptor complex; membrane coat. Gene Ontology annotation, molecular function: clathrin binding.
CAGAGUGGCAGCUUAGCUUGGUUGCUAGGUGACUGAACUUCGUCUGCAACAAGCUUCAUCAGCUGACAGCCCAACUGUCAUAAUAAACGCCCUCCCGAAAGCUCUUCAGAAAUUUUAAACGAGCUCGGCUGUUUUAUCGUCGUUGUCUUCAGUAGAAGCAAAAGUUAUAUUUUUUCAGCUUUAAGCCGAAUACAACUCAGUUCCCUUCAGUUUUGUCUAAAAUGACGGAUUCAAAAUACUUCACUACCACGAAAAAAGGUGAAAUUUUCGAGUUGAAAUCGGAAUUGAACAGUGAAAAAAAAGAAAAGAAACGGGAAGCAGUCAAAAAGGUUAUUGCAUCAAUGACUGUUGGGAAGGAUGUAUCAGCACUUUUCCCAGAUGUUGUUAACUGCAUGCAAACUGACAACUUGGAACUGAAAAAAUUGGUUUACCUUUAUUUGAUGAACUAUGCAAAGAGUCAACCUGAUAUGGCCAUUAUGGCAGUUAACACUUUUGUCAAGGAUUGUGAGGAUCCUAAUCCUCUUAUAAGAGCUCUAGCUGUGCGGACAAUGGGCUGCAUAAGAGUGGACAAGAUCACAGAAUACUUGUGUGAACCAUUGAGAAAAUGUCUAAAGGAUGAGGAUCCCUAUGUCAGAAAAACAGCUGCAGUGUGUGUGGCAAAAUUGCAUGACAUCAAUGCUAGUCUAGUAGAAGACCAAGGAUUCCUUGACCAACUAAAAGAACUUUUGAGCGACUCGAAUCCUAUGGUGGUUGCUAAUGCUGUUGCAGCUUUAUCCGAAAUCAAUGAAGCAUCUAGUAGUGGUGUACCUCUUGUGGAAAUGAAUACCCAAACUAUUAAUAAGCUUUUGACAGCUUUGAAUGAGUGCACUGAAUGGGGUCAAGUUUUUAUUCUAGAUUCGAUCUCUAACUAUAGUCCUAAGGACGAAAGGGAGGCUCAAAGUAUCUGUGAGCGAAUUACCCCUCGUUUGGCUCAUGCAAAUGCCGCCGUAGUGCUCAGUGCCGUAAAAGUCCUAAUGAAGCUAAUGGAAAUGAUGGCACCUGAUGCAGACUUUGUUGUUAAUUUGAGUAAAAAAUUGGCUCCACCGCUCGUGACACUCUUGUCGUCUGAACCGGAAGUUCAGUAUGUUGCUUUGCGAAACAUCAAUCUGAUUGUUCAAAAACGACCAGACAUUCUGAAGAACGAAAUGAAGGUUUUCUUCGUCAAAUACAAUGACCCGAUCUACGUCAAAUUGGAGAAGCUGGACAUCAUGAUCCGUCUUGCCAAUCAAUCCAACAUUGCCCAAGUGUUGUCUGAGCUGAAGGAGUACGCUACAGAAGUAGAUGUUGAUUUCGUUCGAAAAGCCGUGCGAGCAAUCGGUCGAUGCGCCAUCAAAGUUGAACCCUCGGCCGAGCGAUGCGUUAGCACUUUACUUGACCUCAUUCAAACGAAAGUGAAUUAUGUCGUGCAAGAGGCUAUCGUCGUCAUCAAAGAUAUUUUCCGCAAAUACCCCAAUCGUUACGAGAGCAUCAUCUCCACCUUAUGCGAGAACUUGGACACGCUGGAUGAGCCUGAAGCCCGAGGCUCCAUGAUCUGGAUCAUUGGAGAGUAUGCCGAACGUAUCGACAAUGCUGAUGAACUAUUGGAAAGUUUCCUGGAGGGCUUCCAGGAUGAGAGUACCCAAGUACAGCUGCAGCUGCUAACCGCCAUAGUCAAGCUAUUCCUCAAACGCCCUGCGGACACGCAAGAAUUGGUCCAGCAAGUUCUGACACUAGCCACACAGGAUUCCGACAACCCAGAUUUACGUGAUCGUGGCUUCAUUUACUGGCGUCUAUUGUCGACUGAUCCGGCGGCGGCACGUGAGGUGGUGUUGGCUGACAAGCCACUGAUUUCUGAAGAAACGGAUCUUCUGGAACCGUCACUGCUUGAUGAACUCGUCUGUCACAUUGCUUCGCUGGCCUCCGUCUAUCACAAACCGCCUUCCGCUUUUGUGGAAGGUCGUGGAUUGGGCUCCUCCCGCCGUGCUCUUCCUACUCGCUCUGGAUCACAAGACAUCUUGGAGUCGAGCCCUUCUCACGGAGAGCGUUCUGGAGUAAUUCCCACCCAAGAAUCGCUGAUUGGCGAUCUACUAACAAUGGAUCUUGGCGGUCCACCAGUACCAUCUUCAGUGCCCGCCACGCCAUUCGCUUCAUCCGGGCUGGAUCUGUUGAGCGGCGGGUUGGAUGGGUUGCUCAGCGAUAGUCCUUCCGUUCCGCCGCCGCAAGCUGCACCAGCACCUUCUGUUGGUCUCCUCGGUGACAUUUUCGGUCUUGCACCUUCCGCAUCUACGUCGUACGUCGCUCCAAAGCAGAUGUGGUUGCCAGCUGCUCGUGGUAAAGGCCUAGAGAUUACAGGCACCUUCUCUCGUCGCAACGGCCAAAUUCAAAUGGAGAUGACGAUGACGAACAGAGCCAUGCAACCCAUGAUGCAAUUUGCUGUUCAACUGAACAAGAACAGCUUUGGCUUGGUGCCUGCUGCCCCAUUACACGUAGUCUCUCCAUUGGCACCAAAUCAGUCUUAUGAAGCUGUUUUGCCUCUCAAUCCGACUGGUCCCGUCCAGAGAAUGGAACCCCUCACCAACCUUCAAGUUGCCAUCAAGAACAACAUUGACGUUUUUUACUUUGCCGUCGUUAUGCCGAUGAACAUCUUCUUUGCUGAAGACGGGCAAAUGGACAAACGGGUCUUUUUGUCUACGUGGAAGGACAUCCCUGCUGCCAAUGAGGUACAAUACACCAUCAACAACGUGAAUAUGAGUGCCGACGCCGUCUCGUCCAAGAUGCAGCAGAACAACGUUUUCACCAUCGCAAAGCGUAACGUCGAAGGUCAAGACAUGCUGUAUCAAUCACUCAAGCUAGUUAACGGUAUUUGGAUUCUUUCCGAGUUGAAGAUGCAACCCGGCAAUCCAACACUGAUCCUGGCAGUCAAGACUAGGGCGCCGGAUGUUUCAGCCGGCGUCAACACUGCAUUUGACGCUAUCCUUCACAGUUAGAUGUUAUUCUUUGUUUUGUUUUUUUUCAAAUUUUUUCUUUUCUUAUUCUCCCCAAUUUGUCUCCGUGAACCAGUGUAGACAUGUUUCAAUUUCGAAUGUCAGUUGAGCUUAGCUUUAACUGUUUUUCAUCUUCACCCAACAUUCCUCCUGUGCUUUUCCCUCGUACCUUUCUUCUCUUUGCUGUUAUGUUGGAUGGAGCGUAAUAAUUAUUUGUUUUCUAUCUUCUUGGCAUACACAUUGUGUUAUCGAAA